GUUCAUAGCUUACUCUGCGCCGAGCUGAGAACCAUGGCGUACUCUAUCCCCAUCGUCGAGAAUUCGGCGUCUUUACUAUACACCCAGGCAUUAUCCACGAGCUCGAUAUUUAACUCACCGAAGCCAUCACACAGCGAUUCCUAUCAUAGGGACGGGAACCCAACUCGAUAAACACACUCACCGACGAUCGUGACGACCAGGAAAAGCAACCAUGAAGCCGACAUCGAUCCUAGCGUCUCUAGCAACAGCCGCACUCACGUCCGCGCAAACCGCACCCGACACCAUCCCGACGAUCCUCGGCAUCCGCGGCGCCAACUCAGCGGGCUGCUUCGCAGCGACAAGCAUGACGGUAGCGCUGGGCGCCAGCGACCUGCGGCUCGACUUCGCGGACAUGCGGGCGAGCGUGGCGCCGGCGGACCCGUACGACUCCGAGGCGGCGAUCUGCGUCAUGUCGGUCGAGCUCGGCGCGUUCCCGCGGGGGUGGCGCAUGGCCCUCGCCGACGUCACGUACACCGGGCACGCGAGGCUCAGCGGGGGGGCGCGAUUGCAGAGCUUUGCGGCGAAUGCGUAUUUUCAGUGGGAGCAUUUGAAGAAUAGCGAGCCGGUUGGUGAGCCGGUGGUUAAGAAUGCUUCGGGGUCGUAUCUUAUGAAUAUACCCGAGAUGCGAGUCGAUUUUGGCGCAAGCGGGUUCUACGACCAAGACUUCUCAGUCAACAUGCCGAACGCGGGCUUGGCCUGGUCGCCCUGCUUCACGGGACAGGAGUAUUCGUAUGAUGAUAAGAUGCAGGUGCAGUUCCAGUUCCAAGCCUACUUGACCAAGGAAGGCUUUUCGAAAACUGGCAGCGGUGUGUUUGGUCGUGCUACUGGCCCGGCUAUGACGGCGGAUUUUAAGGUCGUCUGGGAGAAGUGCGAUGCGACGCAGAGGAAUUCCUGGGGCCAGUUCCGCAUGGGUGAUUAUGAGACUUGCCAGCGUAUAGGCCCGGGGACUACUGAUGGCCAGCCAACUGUGAAAUGGUGAGGAGAUAUUGUGUCUUGAGUAAUGGAGGCCAUUUACUACGAUUGGAGAUACAGUAGUGAGGACGAAUAUGAGGACCAGAUAGAGUGGGUAGGUACCUUACAUGAUUCUAUCUUAGAUGCAUGUCACAAAUUAAUAGAACGACAAUUGAUUUGUUCGAA
Annulohypoxylon truncatum is the source of this 1176-nucleotide messenger RNA. RefSeq lists its product as uncharacterized. NCBI's taxonomy places the organism in Eukaryota, Fungi, Ascomycota, Sordariomycetes, Xylariales, Hypoxylaceae. The transcript is spliced from 2 exons. The record is from RefSeq and is a predicted model, not a curated record. Bases 212 to 1018 code for a protein of 268 amino acids.